Messenger RNA from Filobasidium floriforme, 2610 nucleotides. RefSeq names its product AAA-domain-containing protein. Gene Ontology annotation, molecular function: ATP binding; ATP hydrolysis activity. Gene Ontology annotation, biological process: protein import into peroxisome matrix. The transcript has 9 exons. Gene Ontology annotation, cellular component: peroxisomal membrane; cytosol. Bases 7 to 2403 code for a protein of 798 amino acids. Lineage: Eukaryota; Fungi; Basidiomycota; Tremellomycetes; Filobasidiales; Filobasidiaceae. The record is from RefSeq and is a predicted model, not a curated record.
UCACCCAUGCUGCGUCACCGUCUGUGCGGACCCUCCAUCCGACCUUCCACAUCGACUCAACCUAUGAUUCUGCUCCACCCUAUUCCUUCAGGACACCGGACACCAGCUCUACCAGUAGCCAAAUACAUCACACUCGCCCGAAUAGCCACGCCUUGGUCGGUAGACAAGCGGUAUGAAGAUAGGUUCACUCGCGGGUUGAGGAGUCACUUCGAGCAAGAGCAAGGGGUAGGGAGUAGGUUGAUUAAGCAAGGAGAUGUGGUGGCCGUGCCAAUCUCCGAAGAGAUCAAGGAGAACGAUGAUGACGAAGAGGACAGACUGCCGAGGACCAUAGCUGUGGUCUACUUUGCCGUCUCUUACGUAUCGUACGAUCCCCUCAUCCCGCUGGAGGAAGAUUUCGUCAUGUCGGCCUCAUCCCAAGCCCGAGCGGGAGAGUUCGGUUGUUGGGUCGACGUAGAAAAGACGAGGAUGAUGACGAUCAGUGUCCAGCAUGGCAAGUCAGUCCCAGGGAUGCAAAGCUGGGUUCAACUCCGUGAGUCCGCUCAAAACAGCUUGUUGCUGAAGAUAUUGCGCUUUUUAGCACGAGAGCCUCGCGUCUUCUCGGAAAGCCUGGGACAGCGACUCUCCAACUACAUCACCGCACACCUUUCGACAGCCUCGCUUAUGUCGUUCAAUAUACCGUUGCUCCUGACCGGCGCGAGAGGUUCGGGCAAGUCGAGCUCCGUCCGCAGGACAGCAGAGGACCUCGGAAUCCAUGUUGUCGAGGUCAACUGUUACGACAUCCUGGACGAAGCACCCGCUACCACAGAAGGAACCUUGUUGGCACGUCUAGAGAAGGCUCAGAACUGUGCGCCUUGCAUUCUCUUGCUACGGCACGUGGAAGCUCUCGGUCGCAAAUCAACGGUACAAAGGCGCGGUAAAGACUCGCCGCUCCUGGUAAAGAUUGUAGCGACCAUGCAAACAAAAGUUGCACCUUCUGGUCUUCCCACCAUCUUGGUUGCCACGACCACCGAGCCGGACCAAAUCUCCGAAGAUCAUAUGGCCGUCUUCAAGCAAGAGCUCAAGUUGGAGGCGCCAAGUGAACCGGAACGAUCCCUGAUCUUGCAGGAGCGUGUUCGCGGUCUGGAGCUUGCGGUCGACGUGGAUCUCGGCCGGUUAGCUCGAGAGACGGCCGCGUUGACCGCGGUUGACCUUGCCAACCUUGUGGAUCGCGCCCAGAUGGCGUCUGUGAAGCGGUUGACCGAGUUGAGGGAACACGCUUCGAGUGCGAUGCAUGUUGGCAUGCCAAUCGUCAACGCGGACUUUGAAGACGCUCUCAACAAGGCCCGAAGCUCAUUGGCGGACGCUAUCGGUGCUCCCAAGAUCCCCAACGUUUCGUGGGACGAUGUCGGGGGUCUUGCGGACGUCAAGUCGGAUAUCUUGGAUACGAUACAGCUGCCACUGGAACGACCGGAACUCUUCGCCGAAGGCUUGAAGAAACGAUCAGGUAUCUUGCUUUACGGUCCACCAGGUACAGGAAAGACCUUGCUAGCCAAGGCGGUAGCGACCUCGUGCUCGCUCAAUUUCUUCUCGGUCAAGGGACCGGAACUCUUGAACAUGUACAUCGGAGAAUCCGAAGCCAACGUGCGGAGGGUAUUUCAAAAGGCCAGGGACGCUCAACCCUGCGUCAUCUUUAUGGACGAGUUGGAUUCGAUCGCGCCCAAGAGGGGUAACCAGGGAGACAGUGGCGGGGUAAUGGACAGGAUCGUCAGCCAGCUGUUAGCCGAGCUGGACGGGAUGGCAGAAGGAAAAGGUGGAGCCGGAGUCUUUGUGAUGGCUGCCACGAAUAGGCCGGAUCUCUUAGAUCCCGCAUUGCUUCGACCGGGACGAUUCGAUCGCAUGCUCUACCUCAGCGUCAGCACUGAUCAUAAGACGCAGUACAACAUCUUGUCCGCCCUGACGAGGAAAUUCAACCUCGACCCGCAACUGGACCUGAUGACGGUGGCAGAUCAGUGUCCCUUCAACUAUACCGGAGCCGACUUUUACGCCUUGUGUUCGGAUGCCAUGCUCAAGGCCAUGUCCAGGACCGCUUCGGCGGUAGAUGAGCGGAUUGCACGACGGAAUCCAGCCGCGCUCGAACUUGUCCCCGAACCUCGAGCCUACCCGAAACCGCUUACUCCGCAGUAUUAUCUCUCUGCGAUGGCUACUCCUGAGGAGGCCGAUGUGGUGGUGACGGAACGAGAUUUCGUCUCUGCCUUGUCUGAGCUGGUACCUUCGGUCUCGCUGGACGAUAUCCGACAUUACGAGACGGUGCGACAAAAGUUUGCGUCAGAGACGCUUAAUUCGGAGAAGCAGGUGAAUGGUGAAGGCGGUGCCAAUGGGAUCGCCAUAAGUAAAAGUAAAGGCAAAGGCAAAGCCAGGGCAUGACCAGACGAGGUUAAUUGAACGACGUUAGAGAAACACUUGUAGAUGAGACUACGGUAGAUUCAAGGUCGUCCGGGCCGAAACCAGGAGAACGUGAUGCAUCACAGAUCCGCGAUAUAGUUGACACAGUCUGACGUCCGCUACCCGACCUUGAUGACUGUCAAAUGUUGACCAGUAGCUACUAGAUGUAAAGAUCCUGUCAUCUAGCGU